CUGCGUGGGUGUUGAAGAAGAAGAGGCACCAGAUAUCGACAUCUAUCAUUGUCCAAAUUGUGAGAAAACUCACGGAAAGUCUACUUUGAAAAAGAAAAGAAAUUGGCAUAAACAUGAUACUGGACAGACGACAGAGGUCAAACCUGUACAAAACGGGAGCCAAGUCUUUAUAAAAGAACUUCGAAGUCGUACUUUUCCAAGUGCUGAAGAUAUAGUCAUGAAAGUGCCAGGCAGCCAACUAACAACAGAGUAUUUGGAAGAAAAUGGCUUUGCAGAGCCCAUCCUUGUCACAAAGAAGGACGGCCUGGGUUUGUCCGUACCUGCACCCACCUUCUACGUCAGCGAUGUUGAAAACUAUGUUGGACCAGAGAGGAGCGUUGAUGUCACUGAUGUCACCAAGCAGAAAGACUGCAAGAUGAAGCUCAAGGAAUUUGUGGAUUACUACUACAGCACAAACAGGAAAAGGGUCCUCAAUGUGACCAACCUGGAGUUCUCGGACACGAGGAUGUCCAGUUUUGUAGAGCCCCCAGAUAUAGUUAAGAAGCUGUCCUGGGUGGAAAACUAUUGGCCUGAUGAUGCUCUUCUGGCUAAACCAAAAGUUACCAAGUACUGCCUGAUCUGCGUGAAGGACAGCUACACAGAUUUCCACAUAGAUUCGGGAGGAGCUUCUGCAUGGUACCAUGUGCUGAAGGGAGAAAAGAUAUUUUAUCUCAUCAAACCAGCCUCUGCAAAUAUUUCUCUUUAUGAACGCUGGCAAUCGGCAGCAAACCACAGUGAGAUGUUUUUUGCAGACCAAGUAGAUAAAUGUUACAAAUGCACAGUUAAACAAGGACAGACACUCUUCAUUCCAUCAGGUUGGAUUUAUGCAACUCUGACACCUGUAGACUGCCUGGCCUUUGCAGGACAUUUUCUACAUAGUCUAAGUGUUGAAAUGCAGAUGAGGGCAUAUGAAGUAGAAAGACGGUUGAAAAUUGUCAGUCUGACCCAGUUUCCAAACUUCGAAACUGCAUGUUGGUAUAUGGGAAAGCAUCUACUAGAGACAUUCAAAGGUUUGCAUAAAGCUGGGCAACAACCUUCUGCUCAUUUACUUCAAGGAGCAAAAAUUCUCAAUGGUGCUUUCAGGUCAUGGACUAAAAAACAGGCUUUAGCAGAGCAUGAAGAUGAGCUACCAGAAAACUUCAAACCAGCACAACUUAUCAAGGACCUUGCCAAAGAAAUAAGAUUAAGUGAGAAUGCUUCGAAGGCCAGCAAAGCAGACACGAGUGCCAACACAAAUGCCGAGGAGAUCUGCCCUGUGGAGAAGGAGGAGGCACCAUCACCCGUCCAAGUGACGCCUCCGUCCCCACCUGUAGAAAAGCUCCCUAAAAAAAAGACUCCUAAAACUGUGAAAACCCCCAAACAACUCAAGCCAUCCAAACCCCCCAAACCUCCCAAGCCACCCAAACCCCCUAAGCCUCCCAAAACACCAAAAGUUAAGGGAGAAGGAAAAAAGAAAGGAAAGAAGGCAAAAGAGAGUCCACCGCCAGCCAUCCCGAAUCUCGACUUGCUGGAGGCACACACAAAGGAGGCUUUGACAAAGAUCGAGACGCCAAAGAAGGGGAAGGCUGCAAAGAAUGUUUUAAGUGUUCCCAAUAAGGAAACUGCUAGUAAGCAGAAUGAGGUGGAGAAAUUUGAAGUUCGAGAGCAAAAUAAAAGCAAAACAGAAGCCAAAUGGAAAUACAAGAACAGUAAACCUGAUUCACUUCUGAAAAUGGAAGAGGAACACAAAUCAGAAAAGACGCCUUUAUCAGGAAAUAAGGACAACAAAUUUACAUUCUCUUUCUCUAAUAAGAAGUUGCUUGGUUCAAAGGGAGUCAAAACCCAGCUGAAUACUAGUGUGUUUGGGUCACUGCAGAAUUUUAAAGAAGACAAAGCAAAACCUGUACGAGAUGAAUAUGAAUAUGUGUCAGAUGAUGGUGAACUAAAAAUUGAUGAGUUUCCAAUCAGAAGGAAGAAAAACACUACAAAAAGAGAACUGCCUUUUUUAUCAGAUAAAAAAGACGCUGUGCAGCAUGCUCCUGUUAAGAAGCCAAAGGUGGAGCCGGUAUCAUACAAG
This is a messenger RNA of Cariama cristata (Red-legged seriema), 2095 nucleotides long. It is a transcript of the gene PHF2, whose product is annotated as PHD finger protein 2. The record is from RefSeq and is a predicted model, not a curated record. The annotation marks the transcript as partial. Gene Ontology annotation, biological process: regulation of transcription by RNA polymerase II; protein demethylation. Gene Ontology annotation, molecular function: transcription coregulator activity; histone demethylase activity. NCBI's taxonomy places the organism in Eukaryota, Metazoa, Chordata, Aves, Cariamiformes, Cariamidae. The transcript is spliced from 15 exons.